AUGAGUGCAGAGCCACCCGUUCCCGCUUUUGAAGAGACUAACUUCGCUCGCCAAAAAGACAUAGACCCUAUGACUGCCUCUGACACCCCGCACCCCGUCCUUGGACAUUACCGACUUCGGCUUACAGACAAUCAAGUGGUUACCAUAGCGGGUGGACUUGCCGGGUUUUUGUCUGGCGUUGUUGUCUGUCCAUUGGACGUCACAAAAACCCGUCUUCAGGCUCAAGGAUCAUAUCUUAGAAAUCUUGAAGACGAGGUCAAGAUCAAUAAUUUUGAGAAACGCAGAUACACAGGAAUAUUAAGAACUUUAGGAACCAUUUGGCAUGAGGAAGGAAUACGUGGACUAUAUAGAGGCCUGGUGCCCAUCACGUUUGGCUACUUUCCUACAUGGAUGAUCUACUUCUCGUGUUACGAAAAGUUCAAAAAGAUGUAUUCAUAUAUUAUUAAAGACGACACUAUAGGCUAUUUUGCCAGUGCCAUUUCUUCCGGCGCCAUAUCUACCACCGUCACAAAUCCAAUAUGGGUGGUAAAAACGAGAUUGAUGUUGCAGAUGAACAAAGGAAGAACUAUAUACGACAGAUUCGGUGACACUGUCGGUGCAGCUGCUACGCCCGGCGGCAUCAAACGAGAAUACUACAAUGGAACUAUAGACGCAUUUGUGAAGAUGUAUCACAGCGAGGGAGCGCGCUCGUUUUAUAGAGGACUUCUGCCGUCAUAUUUCGGACUUAUUCAUGUUGCCAUUCAAUUCCCAUUAUACGAGAACUUCAAGAAGGUGCUUCAGGUUCAUGGCGACACCUUCGACGGAAAAACCAUGAAUUUCGAUCAAUUUUGCAGAUUGGUUCUAUCGUCAUCAUUAUCCAAGAUAUUGGCUUCCGGCGUCACUUACCCGCACGAGAUAUUGCGCACAAGACUGCAAAUCGUCAAUAGCGACUCGACCAAGCCUAGUGCUGGAUUGCUGAAAACUCUUUUGUCAAUCUACAAGAACGAAGGAAUUCCCGGGUUUUAUUCAGGAUUCCUUGUUAAUCUCGCAAGAACGCUUCCUGCCAGCGCGGUCACGCUUGUUUCUUUCGAGUUCUUCAAGAGUUACUUGCAAGCUACAACUAGAUAG
This is a messenger RNA of Ogataea parapolymorpha DL-1, 1107 nucleotides long. RefSeq names its product Mitochondrial NAD+ transporter, involved in the transport of NAD+ into the mitochondria. The record is from RefSeq and is a predicted model, not a curated record. The coding region runs from base 1 to 1107 and encodes 368 amino acids. The transcript has a single exon. Gene Ontology annotation, biological process: pyrimidine nucleotide import into mitochondrion. Gene Ontology annotation, molecular function: pyrimidine nucleotide transmembrane transporter activity. Lineage: Eukaryota; Fungi; Ascomycota; Pichiomycetes; Pichiales; Pichiaceae. Gene Ontology annotation, cellular component: mitochondrion.